This is a messenger RNA of Parnassius mnemosyne (clouded apollo), 414 nucleotides long. NCBI's taxonomy places the organism in Eukaryota, Metazoa, Arthropoda, Insecta, Lepidoptera, Papilionidae. The record is from the annotation of a GenBank genome assembly.
AUGGAAGAGUUCCUCGGAAUCAAAUAUGAGUUUGUAGAUUCGGAGAACUUUGAAGAAUAUUUAAUAUUUAUUGGAGUGGGAUAUAUAGCGAGGAAAGCCGCACUGACACUUCAUCCCACCCACUGUCUGACACUCAACGAGAACGGCACCUACACAUUUAGCUUAAAUUCGAGGCUGGUCAAUUCCUCUGUCACAUUCCGUCCGGGCGUCGAGUUCGAUGAAGUUAAACCUGACGGAGUUAAGGUAAAAAGCGUAAUAACAAUAGAAGACAAUAAAAUGAUACACAUACAGAAAGAAGAAAACGGGAGAACCUCGAGGCACGUCCGUGAAUUCUUUCCAGACAAAAUGAUAUCAACCACAACCGCUGAAGGGCUCGAUAAAGUAGUGAAAAGAUACUUCAAAGCAGUUCGGUGA